AAUCACACUUCAUCUCAUCUCAAUACUGACUUCAUAGACCAAUAUAUAAUCAGUAAGCAGAGCACAGGACAUUACUCUUAUGUAUACUCAGUCCUGGAGCUGGAAUCCUUAAUUGGCCCAUUUCAAACAUUGCCACUUGGUCAUGUACCAAAGCCACACUCCACAAAGUUCAGGCUGGUGCAAGAC
This is a messenger RNA of Suillus paluster, 186 nucleotides long. RefSeq lists its product as uncharacterized. The transcript has a single exon. Lineage: Eukaryota; Fungi; Basidiomycota; Agaricomycetes; Boletales; Suillaceae. The annotation marks the transcript as partial. The record is from RefSeq and is a predicted model, not a curated record.